Messenger RNA from Colletotrichum destructivum, 2644 nucleotides. RefSeq names its product Putative glycosyl hydrolase, family 13, catalytic domain, glycosyl hydrolase, all-beta. Gene Ontology annotation, biological process: maltose catabolic process; sucrose catabolic process. NCBI's taxonomy places the organism in Eukaryota, Fungi, Ascomycota, Sordariomycetes, Glomerellales, Glomerellaceae. Bases 407 to 2164 code for a protein of 585 amino acids. The record is from RefSeq and is a predicted model, not a curated record. Gene Ontology annotation, molecular function: sucrose alpha-glucosidase activity; oligo-1,6-glucosidase activity; glucan 1,4-alpha-maltotriohydrolase activity. The transcript is spliced from 5 exons.
CCUCAUUCUUUCUCUCUGUCUCGAAGUCCUUACGUGUGAUCUUUCUCCCAGACUUCCCCCAAUUGGUCACUUGAUCCCUUCAUUGCUCGCAGAAAUUCUUACCCGCCUACACGCUACUCACAAACAGAGAGUUGAACCUAGGUUGCUUUUAUUUGAUCUAAUCAAAUAAAAGGUGUCUCGAGUCCUCUAGUCCCUCAGCUGUGCGAGGGUUGUUGUAAUCUAUUCUCAAGACCUCUCUGUAUUCCUUCCCCUUUCUCCAAGGUCGACACGAGCAUCUCCGUCAUUUUUGGAAGACGCUGAAGAACGGCGCUUGCGACACUUCCCUGCGUACUCGACGAAUCGACGGACCCCAACAGCACCAGCAGAAGCCCAUUGCACCCGAACCCGAACGGAGACGAUUCCCAUAAUGGCUCCCUAUCUCGCCGAUGGCGCCGCCGCCCAACAACCGCCCCAAACGCAGCUGCGUAAGUGGUGGAAGGAGAGCUCCGUGUACCAGGUCUACCCGGCCUCGUUUCAAGACUCAACCGGCGACGGCGUUGGCGACCUCAAGGGCAUCAUCUCGCGCGUCGAUCACUUCAAGUCGCUGGGUGUCGACAUUGUCUGGUUGAGUCCUAUCUUUGAGAGCCCCCAGGUCGACAUGGGAUACGACAUCAGCAACUACCGCAAGAUACACGAGCCCUACGGCACCGUCGAGGACGUCGACGUUCUCAAGGACAAGCUUCACGAGCGUGGCAUGAAGCUCGUGCUCGACCUUGUCGUCAACCACACGAGCGAUCAGCACGAGUGGUUCAAGCAGUCGCGCAGCUCAAAGGAGAACCCCUACCGUGACUGGUACAUCUGGCGCAAGCCAAAGUACGACGCCCAGGGCAACCGCCAGCCGCCCAAUAACUGGAAGUCGCAUUUCCAGGGCAGCGCAUGGGAGUGGGACGAGACCACAGGCGAGUACUACCUCCGCCUCUUCGCGAAGGAGCAGCCCGACCUCAACUGGGAGAACCCCAAGGUGCGCGACGCCGUCCACGACAUCAUGCGCUUCUGGCUCGACAGGGGCGCCGACGGCUUCCGCCUCGACGUCAUCAACUUCGUCAGCAAGCCCCAAGACUUCCCCGACUCGGACCAGGAGGUCCUCUCCGGCUCCGAGCUCUACUCGGCCGGGCCCCGUCUGCACGAGUACCUCAAGGAGCUCGGUGCCAUCCUGCAGGAGUACGACGCCUUCAGCGUCGGCGAGAUGCCCUGCGUCAGGGACGUCAAGGAGGUCAUCAAGAGCGUCAACGGGGACCGCGGCGAGCUGAGCAUGAUUUUCCACUUUGAGUUCGUCGAUAUCGACAUUGGCCCCCACGGCAAGUUCUCCCCCAAGGACUGGAACCUGGCCGAGCUGAAGCGCAUCGCCGACAAGUGGCAGCGCUUCAUGUACACCAACAACGGCUGGAACGCUCUGUACCUCGAGAACCACGACCAGCCGCGCUCCGUCAGCCGCUUCGCCAACGAUGCACCCGAGCACCGUGUCAACGGCGCCAAGAUUGUCUCCAUGUUCCAGGCUUUCCAGGCCGGCACGCCCUUCGUCUACCAGGGCCAGGAGAUCGGCAUGGUCAACGUGCCCAAGGAGUGGCCGAUGAAGGAGUACAAGGAUAUUGACUGUCUGAACCACUGGAAUUUGCACAAGGACUCCAAGGACCAAGAAUACUUGAAGCUGCUCAAGUCGCAAUACCAGAAGAAGUCGCGCGACAACGCGCGGACGCCCAUGCAGUGGGACGCCAGCGCCAACGCGGGGUUCACGACGGCUGACGCCACGCCGUGGAUGACGGUCCACCCGAACCACACCGAGAUCAACGCCGCGUCCCAGGUGUCUGACCCAGACUCCGUCUUCAGUUUCUGGAAGACAGUCCUCGCGACAAGGAAGAAGCAUCUCGACAUCUUUGUCUACGGCGACUUCAAUCUCGUCGACGAGGGGCACGAGCAAAUCGUCGCGUACGCGCGGCGCUCUGAGGACGGCGCCGCCGCUGUGGUGGCCUGCAACUUCUCCUCUGAGACUGUCGAGUGGGCCGGCCUGAAAGGUGGCGUCAAGGAGGUGCUGGUCACCAACGGCGGCAAGACGACGAGAGACUUUAGCGAGGGCAAAGUCACACUUGGACCAUAUGAGGGAGCGGUGGUGCUUUUGGAGGCAUAGGUAUCUAGGCCACGCUACAUUAUAUGCGGGUCCGUACUUGGGGUAUAAAAGGGUAAGUGUGUAUAGACAGAGUUGGGAUACAUUGCGGUUUCUUCAUCAGACUUUCUCUCGCCGUCUUUAGGGCGCUUGCAGACUGUGGGCCUUGCAGUUAACGAAGGAGCUGUUUCCUGAUGACGAGCGCAAAUUUGCGACUUACCAGAACGGCAGGUUUCCAGGUUGCUCAGAGGGGGAGGGGGGGCGGUUCCUUGUGCACCCGGGCCCGCUAAGGUAUUCGCCUGGUUCGGCACUCCGGGCACCGACUUGGGCAGAAAUCUCUGCGCGAAGCAUGAGAGAGCUGGUUGACCCCUUAUAACUAGUCCUCCUUGCUUUCAACCCUUUUCGAUGGGAAGGGUCUCGUCCCACGUUCGGGAGUUUAGGGGGAAACGGUCAAUAUAAAAAGAAAAAGAUCAUCAGACUCAUGAUACUGUAUUUCAUCAACUU